AUGACCAAUUCAACGAUAUCCCACCCGUACUACCCCAUAGAGCUUCAGCUUGCCGGGUACCUUGCAAAUGAGUGGUCUGUGCCGGUGUUGAUUGGGGGGUUUGGCAUAGCCUGGGGAUUGAUCCUGCUUGUGGCCCUGAAAGUUGUGUCGGUCGUUCGCCCAACCUUACCGAAGGUAGAAAAGAUUGCGGUAUCAUGGUUUGUCCUAAGUGGUGCGAUCCAUUUGUUUUUUGAAGGAUACUUCGUUGUCAAUCAUACUCGCAUGGCACCGGCGCAGGACUUGUUCGGCCAACUAUGGAAGGAGUAUUCUCUGUCGGAUUCUAGAUACUUGACCUCCGAUCCCUUUGUGCUUUGUAUGGAAACAAUCACUGCUGCCCUGUGGGGACCUCUAUGUUUUAUUGUGGCUUAUAUGAUUACAAUGGACUCACCACUUCGCCAUCCUUUGCAGCUAAUUGUGUCCGUCGGCCAGGUUUAUGGUGAUAUUCUGUACUACUCCACUAGCCUUUUUGAGCAUUAUUUCCAUGGGCUGAAUUUCUGUCGCCCAGAAGCUUAUUACUUCUGGUGCUACUACUUUUUCAUGAACUUCAUUUGGAUUGUUAUCCCAAGCUAUUUCAUCAUGAGUAGUGUUUCUACCAUGUCAAAUGCGAUCAAGGAAGUGAAACAGUCUACGAAACUCCGUAAAAUGAAUUGA
Ophidiomyces ophidiicola is the source of this 690-nucleotide messenger RNA. RefSeq lists its product as uncharacterized. Gene Ontology annotation, biological process: sterol biosynthetic process. The transcript has 4 exons. Gene Ontology annotation, cellular component: membrane; endoplasmic reticulum. The record is from RefSeq and is a predicted model, not a curated record. Lineage: Eukaryota; Fungi; Ascomycota; Eurotiomycetes; Onygenales; Onygenaceae. Bases 1 to 690 code for a protein of 229 amino acids. Gene Ontology annotation, molecular function: cholestenol delta-isomerase activity; steroid Delta-isomerase activity; C-8 sterol isomerase activity.